Messenger RNA from Wickerhamiella sorbophila, 3168 nucleotides. RefSeq names its product DNA polymerase delta catalytic subunit. The transcript has a single exon. The coding region runs from base 1 to 3168 and encodes 1055 amino acids. Gene Ontology annotation, molecular function: DNA-directed DNA polymerase activity; 3'-5'-DNA exonuclease activity; DNA binding. The record is from RefSeq and is a predicted model, not a curated record. Gene Ontology annotation, biological process: DNA-templated DNA replication; DNA replication proofreading; base-excision repair, gap-filling. Gene Ontology annotation, cellular component: delta DNA polymerase complex. Lineage: Eukaryota; Fungi; Ascomycota; Dipodascomycetes; Dipodascales; Trichomonascaceae.
AUGUCAGUGGCAGUGAAACGAUCUCCAGAAACAGAGAUUGAUCCGGCCAAGCGGUCGCGCACUCAGCCAACCCAAUUCGAGGAAGACCUUACCAGGCUUCAUUCGCAAAAAGGCCAGUCCGUCGAUCAGAUUUGGGCCCGUCCAGAGGUGCCCAGCGACUUUCGUUCAAAGGAUAUAGUGUUCCAACAGAUCGAUGCAGAGGAAACUACGCUCAAUGGAGAGAGCACUGUUCGUCUCUUUGGCGUCACGGAUACAGGCAACUCUAUCAUGUGCGAUGUCACAGGGUUCCUACACUACUUUUAUGUUCCCGUACCGAUUUUGAGAGAUGGCGCCAGCGAGCCAUUUACCGACGAGGAUGUUCGUGAAUUUGCAGCAUACUUGCGGGAGCAGUUUCCUGGUCUCGCAAAAAUUGAAAUUGUCAUGAAACAGAGCCUCUGGGGCUACCGAUCAGAACACAAGAGCCCAUUUUUCAAGAUCUUCGGUCGGGACCCCAUGGCGGUGACCAGAAUGCGUUCAUCUUUUGAGCACAACAAUAUCCAGUUCAAGCGGUACGAAUUCAGCCAACAAACUUAUGACAACAUCUCCUAUACCUUGCGAUGCACCGUGGACUGUCAUAUCACCGGGAUGUCCUGGUUGACGCUACCGAAAGACAAGUACGUUGUUGUGCCAGACAAUAAACGGCAAGCUAGAACUCAAUUGGAAGUUUCUGUUUCUUUCAAAGAUUUAAUUGCACAUUCUCCUGAUGGUGAGUUCUUAAAGUCUGCUCCCCUGCGGGUACUGAGUUUCGAUAUCGAGUGCGCUGGCCGCAAGGGUAUUUUUCCCGACCCUGCUAUCGAUCCGGUCAUCCAAAUCGCUAAUAUGGUUCAAGUCCAAGGUGAGAAAACACCGUUUAUUCGAAACGUGUUCACAGUUGGUACCUGCUCGAAAAUUGCUGGCACUCAAGUACUAGAGUACGAGCGUGAACAAGAUCUACUUACGGACUGGUCCAAGUUCAUGAAUGAAGUCGACCCGGACGUGAUUAUUGGCUAUAACACGUCAAACUUUGAUUUCCCCUAUCUUAUUAACCGUGCGGAGGCUCUCAAGCUGCGGCAGUUCCCAUAUUUUGCCCGUCUUAAGCAUGUUCAAAAUGUCGUGUCGCUCGAAAAGUUCUCAUCCAAGGCUUAUGGUACUCUUGAGAAUAAGGCUACCAACGUAGAUGGUCGUAUUCAAAUCGAUAUGCUUCAGUAUAUCAGACGCGAAUACAAGUUGCGAAGCUACUCACUGAAUUCUGUUUCGGCACAUUUCCUCGAGGAGCAGAAAGAAGACGUCCACCACUCCAUCAUUACUGAAUUACAAAAUGGAAAUGCAGAGUCCCGUCACCGCUUAGCUGUUUACUGCUUGAAAGAUGCCUACCUACCGUUGCGUUUGAUGGACAAGCUUAUGGCCUUGGUCAAUAUGACAGAAAUGGCUCGUGUAACCGGUGUGCCUAUCUCAUAUCUCUUGAGUCGCGGUCAGCAAAUCAAGGUUAUUUCACAACUUUUCCGCAAGGCACUCGAAGUUGGGAUGGUUGUUCCUAACAUGAAGCAAGAGGGCUCUAGUGACGAACAAUACGAGGGUGCCACGGUCAUUGAACCUGUUAGGGGCUACUAUAGCAUGCCCAUUGCCACGUUGGAUUUCAGCAGUCUGUAUCCGAGUGUUAUGAUGGCUCACAAUCUCUGUUAUACAACACUUAUUGAAGAUCGUUCAACCAUUGAUCGGUUGAAUCUCAAAGAAGGAGAGGACUACAUUCGCACACCCAAUGGUGAUCUCUUUGUCACAACCAAGAUCAGAAGAGGACUUUUACCGAUAAUUCUUCACGAACUGAUCUCAGCUAGAAAGCGAGCAAAAGCAGAUCUCAAAAACGAGACGGACCCUUUCAGACGUGCCGUGUUGGAUGGCCGACAGUUGGCGUUAAAGAUCUCUGCAAACUCCGUCUACGGUUUCACCGGUGCCACUGUGGGAAAAUUACCAUGCCUUGCCAUCUCUUCUUCCGUAACUGCGUUUGGACGGCAAAUGAUCGAGCAUACAAAGAGUAUGGUAGAGAAGCAUUAUACGACCAAGAACGGAUACGAUUUUGACGCCCAGGUCAUCUAUGGCGACACAGACUCCGUUAUGGUCAAAUUUGGUCCACAAGAACUCGAAAAAUGUAUGGAGCUAGGUAAAGAAGCUGCCGAUCUAGUAUCAGAGACCUUCGUCAGCCCAAUCAAACUCGAAUUCGAGAAAGUCUACUUCCCUUAUCUGCUAAUCAACAAGAAGCGCUAUGCUGGAUUGUAUUGGACACGACCAGACAAGUUCGAUAAAAUGGAUACAAAGGGUAUCGAGACAGUCAGGCGAGAUAAUUGCCAGCUCGUACAGAAUGUGAUUGAAACAGCACUAAAUCGUAUUCUGAUCGACCGAGACGUCAAGGGUGCGGAAAAGUAUGUGAAACAGGUUAUCUCAGACCUCUUGCAAAAUCGUAUUGACUUGAGCCAGCUUGUUAUCACCAAAGCGCUCACCAAGGACAACUACGAUGACGGCGAUAAACAAGCUCACGUUGCGCUGGCGAAGCGAAUGAGGGCUCGAGAUCCCGGAUCUGCCCCGACAUUAGGUGACCGUGUAGCAUACGUCAUUAUUCGAGGCGCUGCAGGCAUGAAGAAUUACCAGAAAAGUGAAGAUCCAAUCUAUGUUCUCGAACAUAACAUCCCCAUCGAUACAGAAUACUACCUGAGCAACCAACUCAGCAAGCCCCUGCUACGUAUUUUUGAGCCUAUUCUUGGCGACAAAGCAAACCAGCUGUUGACGGGUGCACACACUCGUACCAUUUCUAAAGUUACGCCAACAACCGGCGGACUUAUGAAGUUCGCUGUCAAAACAGAGCUGUGUAAAGGCUGUAAGCGUCCUCUGAGGGGCGCAUAUGCUAAAGGAGCUGUUUGUGAAAAUUGCAUUGACCGAGUGCCCGAACUAUAUUUACAUUCGCUUGCAGAUCUGAAUGGCGUACAAGAGAAGUUUGCCCGUCUAUGGACACAGUGUCAACGCUGCCAAGGUAGUCUACACCAAGAUGUCAUUUGCUCGUCAAAGGACUGUCCUAUUUUCUUUAUGAGGAGAAAGGCACAAAAAGAAGUCGAAACGUCGGAGAGUGAGCUCCGCAAGUUUGACUUUACGGAGUGGUAA